This is a messenger RNA of Harpegnathos saltator (Jerdon's jumping ant), 1313 nucleotides long. It is a transcript of the gene Mul1, whose product is annotated as mitochondrial E3 ubiquitin protein ligase 1. Gene Ontology annotation, biological process: organelle organization; protein ubiquitination. The record is from RefSeq and is a predicted model, not a curated record. Lineage: Eukaryota; Metazoa; Arthropoda; Insecta; Hymenoptera; Formicidae. Gene Ontology annotation, molecular function: ubiquitin-protein transferase activity. The transcript has 5 exons. Bases 136 to 1176 code for a protein of 346 amino acids.
GAAGAUCCAUUUGAGGUUAUAAAUUCGAAAUUUUUGUAGCUCGAAAAAUAUUCUGAUGUAUAAAUAUCUCGAUGCGAGUAAUUCCAAAUAAAUUGAUGCAGAGUGGAGUAACAUAGAGAUAGAAGAUAUGUUCGAAUGCUUAAUCUAAUCAUGGAUUUCUUGGGUGAAAUAUUAACUUUCGGAAUUGAUUCUGUCAUAUUUGCUAUUUGCCUAAAACAAUAUAUUUAUUACAGAAAUGCGGUUAAGGCAAUUCAAAAUGUUGAGCUGUAUGAUGGACCAGAUCUAGAUAAUGUAGUAAAUAAUAAUAUAAACAAUAAAAUACAUCAUGUAGCUGUCAGAGGACUUGUAAAACCAUUAGGAGAACCACUACAAAGCAUUAAUAAAAAACAUGUCCUUGGAGUCAUACAAAAGCUUAGUAUCAAAGAACAUGUUAUUGCUAGAACAUCUGCUGGUUUUUGGUCUGAUCAAACACGAACAAUGCAGAAAAUAUUUAAUGUGAUACCAUUUGUUUUAAAAAAAGAUUCUUUUUCUGUGGAAGUAAUAGAUCCGUUAUCUGCUGAUAUCUUAGAUUUGGAUGUAAUUUCUGAUCAUUAUGAGCCGAUUGUUCCUACAGUAUUGGAUCAUGUAUGGGGGUUUUUAACAGGAGUACGUCAGCGUGGUGUGCAAACCACAGAGAAAAUGUUGCGUGUAGAUUCAAUUAUUACAAUAAUAGGUGAGCUUUCAAAGUCAGAAACUAAAUCUGACAUGCUUACUUUGCAAUCUCCAUUAAAUGGAUCUCCUUUUUAUAUAACAAGCAUGUCACUUCCCACUCUGAUACGGAAACUUGAUGAUCAUAGGAAAAUAUACAGGGUUAUAUGCAUAAUAUGUGGCACGAUUGGAUUAUUAAUUGGAGGAACUGUCAUGAGACGUUAUUGGAAGGACAAAGAGCAGAAAAGAAUAGCAGAAGAAUUGCGACGUACCCUUGAAAUCUCUCGCAGACAAAGACGACAAAGAGUCAGAGAUACAGAUCUCAGAACAGAUCAGAUAUGUGUAAUAUGCAAUACAAAUGCACGCGAAAUUAUUUUAUUGCCUUGCGGUCAUGUAUGUAUAUGUGAAGAUUGUUCAGAUAGCAUCAACAACAAUUGUCCAAUUUGUAGAACACCAAUUAUGCAAAAAGCAGCUGCAUACAUUAUAUAAAUUUUAUUUUCAAGUAUAUCUUUUAUGAUAAAAUUUAGUAAAUGCUAUUACUGUAAUAUAAAACAAAUAGGAUAUGAAAACAAAAGAAAAUUCAAUUAAAAUGAUAUUAUUUGGAAUUGGUGUAAAUAUUAAUUGAU